Messenger RNA from Saccharomyces mikatae IFO 1815, 3447 nucleotides. It is a transcript of the gene VIP1, whose product is annotated as inositol polyphosphate kinase VIP1. Lineage: Eukaryota; Fungi; Ascomycota; Saccharomycetes; Saccharomycetales; Saccharomycetaceae. The coding region runs from base 1 to 3447 and encodes 1148 amino acids. The record is from RefSeq and is a predicted model, not a curated record. The transcript has a single exon. Gene Ontology annotation, cellular component: cytosol. Gene Ontology annotation, biological process: inositol metabolic process; inositol phosphate biosynthetic process. Gene Ontology annotation, molecular function: inositol hexakisphosphate kinase activity; 5-diphosphoinositol pentakisphosphate 1-kinase activity; diphosphoinositol pentakisphosphate kinase activity.
AUGAGCGGGAUUAAGAAGGAGACAAUCGAACCCAAUGAGAUUCCCCAACGGGAGGCUAAAAGUAGCUCACCUAGUACACCUUCUGAAAUGUCACCUCUUUUCUUGAACAAGAACACACAGAAGGCUAUGCAAUCGAUUGCCCCAAUAUUAGAGGGGUUCAGUCCCAAGACAUCAGCUAGUGAAAACAUGUCUUUGAAAUUACCACCCCCUGGAAUUCAAGAUAAUAAUAGCGAAGAGAACCUCACUGUGCAUGAUGCACUACAAAGGACCAUAACUACUGAAUUAGGAAAUGGAAACAAUGUUAAUAUAAUUACGACCUCUUGCUUACAGAAAGUGGAUAGCGACCCAAAGUCAGAAACUGAUCCUGAAGGGCUCCCCAGCAAUUCGAGCAUUGCGAAUGAAGCAGGUAAUAGCGACUGCACCUCCAAAACUGGAUCACCUAAUGUACCACAAGGGUCAAAGGAUGUUGAGCAGAUCAAUGUUGGAAAUUGUUCGGUACCUCCUUCAUCUGCUUCCUCCCGCAAGUCUUCAACAAGUCAUCCUAAACCUAGGCUACCGAAGAUAGGGAAAAUUGGAGUAUGUGCAAUGGAUGCAAAAGUUCUUUCGAAGCCAAUGAGACAUAUUUUGAAUCGUCUAAUAGAGCAUGGGGAAUUUGAAACUGUUAUUUUUGGAGAUAAAGUCAUUCUUGAUGAAAGAAUCGAAAAUUGGCCAACAUGUGACUUUUUGAUAUCUUUCUUCUCAUCAGGAUUCCCCUUAGAUAAGGCAAUUAAGUACGUCAAGUUACGCAAGCCUUUUAUUAUUAAUGACCUAAUAAUGCAGAAGAUAUUAUGGGAUAGAAGAUUGUGCUUACAAGUAUUAGAAGCCUAUAAUGUUCCAACACCUCCAAGAUUAGAAAUCAGUAGGGACGGUGGUCCUCGAGCCAACGAAGAAUUGAGAGCAAAAUUGCGUGAACAUGGCGUAGAAGUGAAACCUGUAGAGGAACCCGAGUGGAAAAUGGUAGAUGAUGACACGUUAGAAGUUAAUGGAAGAACGAUGACUAAACCCUUUGUUGAGAAGCCCGUUGAUGGUGAAGACCACAACAUUUACAUCUAUUAUCACUCUAAGAACGGCGGAGGAGGUCGUCGUUUAUUUCGUAAAGUCGGCAAUAAGUCUUCGGAAUUUGAUCCUACCUUGGUUCAUCCUCGUACCGAAGGGUCUUACAUUUAUGAAGAAUUUAUGGAUACUGAUAAUUUUGAAGAUGUUAAGGCCUAUACUAUUGGUGAGAAUUUUUGCCAUGCGGAAACUAGAAAAUCUCCCGUAGUUGAUGGUAUAGUUAGAAGAAACACGCACGGUAAAGAAGUUAGAUAUAUUACUGAGCUAUCGGACGAAGAGAAAACUAUUGCAGGAAAAGUGUCUAAAGCAUUUUCCCAAAUGAUAUGCGGUUUUGAUCUACUACGUGUUUCCGGCAAAAGUUACGUCAUUGAUGUUAACGGAUUUUCCUUUGUAAAAGAUAACAAAGCUUAUUAUGAUUCAUGUGCCAAUAUAUUAAGAAAUACUUUCAUUGAGGCAAAGAAGAAAAUGGAUAUGGAAAAGAAGAAUUUGCCUAUUAUUCGCGAGGAAAAGGAACAAAAAUGGGUGUUUAAGGGACUGGUUAUCAUUAUCCGCCAUGCUGACAGAACGCCAAAGCAAAAAUUCAAACAUUCGUUCACUUCGCCUAUUUUUAUCUCGUUACUAAAAGGCCACAAGGAAGAAGUUGUAAUUAGAAACGUAAACGAUCUAAAGAUUGUUCUGCAAGCCUUAAGAAUUGCAUUAGACGAAAAAGCGGGAAAUCCGGCUAAAAUCAAAGUUUUAGCAAAUGCUUUAGAAAAGAAGUUAAAUUUUCCAGGAACUAAAAUCCAGUUGAAACCAGUUUUAAAUAAAGAAAACGAGGUGGAGAAGGUUCAGUUUAUCUUAAAAUGGGGCGGUGAGCCCACUCAUUCUGCCAAAUAUCAGGCUACUGAACUCGGAGAGCAAAUGAGACAAGACUUCGACCUGCUAAACAAGAGUAUUCUACAAAACAUCAAGAUAUUCUCAUCAUCUGAAAGACGUGUCCUUCAUACAGCUCAGUACUGGACUAGAGCCCUUUUUGGAGCAGAUGAAUUAGGCAGUGAUGAAAUCAGUAUUAGAAAGGAUCUUUUAGAUGAUAGUAAUGCCGCCAAAGAUUUGAUGGACAAAGUGAAAAAGAAAUUGAAGCCACUAUUAAGAGAGGGUAAAGAAGCUCCUCCUCAAUUUGCUUGGCCUUCAAAGAUGCCAGAACCUUAUUUGGUCAUAAAGCGAGUAGUUGAAUUAAUGAACUACCAUAAGAAAAUAAUGGAUAAUAAUUUUGCUAAAAAAGAUGUCGACUCGAUGCAAACAAGAUGGUGUACUUCCGAAGAUCCUAGUUUGUUCAAGGAAAGGUGGGAUAAACUUUUUAAAGAAUUCAAUAACGUCGAAAAAGUCGAUCCGUCUAAAAUUUCUGAACUGUAUGAUACUAUGAAAUAUGAUGCCCUUCAUAAUAGGCAGUUUUUGGAGAACAUAUUUGAUCCCGGACAUCCAAAUGAAGCUAUGGCCGAUGAGUUAGGGAGUCACUCUCUGGUUGACCGUUACCCAAUUAAUAUCCUCGCCAAGAACAAUUUUAAGAUAAUAGAUAGUCAUAGUAUGAGCAGUUCUAGUAAGAACAGCAGUAAUAGCGUCGGGUCGUUAGGCUGGGUUUUAGAAAGUGGCAAAUCUUCUACGGCGAGAAACCCCAAAUCUUCAUCCCAGUUCGAUGAACCACGUUUUAUGCAGUUACGGGAACUGUAUAAGUUGGCCAAGGUGUUGUUUGAUUUUAUUUGCCCCAAAGAAUAUGGAAUUUCAGAUUCAGAGAAACUUGAUAUUGGUUUAUUAACUUCAUUGCCUUUGGCCAAACAAAUAUUAAAUGACAUAGGAGAUAUGAAAAAUAGAGAAACUCCAGCUUGUGUCGCAUACUUCACUAAGGAAUCUCAUAUCUAUACUUUACUAAACAUCAUAUAUGAGUCUGGGAUUCCAAUGAGGAUCGCUAGAAACGCCUUACCAGAACUCGAUUAUUUGUCACAGAUUACAUUUGAGCUGUAUGAAAGUACGGACGCUUCUGGCCAGAAAUCACAUUCCAUCAGACUGAAAAUGUCCCCUGGGUGUCAUACUCAAGAUCCAUUGGACGUUCAGUUAGAUGACAGGCAUUAUAUCAGUUGUAUCCCCAAGAUUUCAUUGACGAAGCACUUAGAUAUGGACUACGUUCAACAAAAGUUAAGAAACAAAUUUACCAGAGUCAUUAUGCCUCCAAAAUUUACACCUGUAAACAUUACGAGUCCUAAUUUGAGUUUCCAGAAACGCAAAACCAGAAGAAAGUCUACAUCCGUUGAUAAGUGUAAACUUCCUCCUGCGUCCUCAGAUUCUUCAUCCUCUACUUCGAUCAAUAAGACAGUAGAAUAG